CCCAAAUAUACGUUGCACAUCCAGCAGGCAUGGCGUCCUUCAACCACAAGCGCCUGUAACAGACAUUUAUUAAAUUCCUCGACUGUAUUUAUUUGAUAUAUAUAGUUUUUUUUACUUUAGCUGCAGUAAUUGUUCGUCACCAUGGCGACGAGGACCGUGCGUCAACUUUUGCAGCGUCGUUUUGCGUCGGCCUCGGCCGCCCUGCGUCCGUCUCCCGCCGAGAUCCUCGGCCAGCGCAACGCCGUCUUCUCCAGAGAGCAGGCCCGGCAGCGCGCCCUGUACCCCCGCAUCGAGAAGAUCGAGGUGUCCAUGCAGGGCCCCGGACUGGACGGCACGCUGCUCAUCAUGAACAAGGGCAUGUCCACCCCGCUGAGCUGCGCCAGACAUCUCACCGAGCAUCACGUGACGAGCUCGGCCCUGGCCCUGGUGGACGGCGAGCCGUGGCCCCUCCACCAGCCCCUCACCCGCUCGUGCUCGCUCAGUCUGCUCACGUUCAAGGAAAAGGACCCGACGCUGGUGAACCAGGCCUACUGGCGAUCCUGUGCUGCCCUCCUGGGUCAGGUGCUGGAGACGGCCUUCAAGGAUGAUUACACCGUGGAGCUGCUCAGCACACCAGAGGUGCCAGUGACUUCAGGGGCCUUCUGCUGUGACGUGGUGCUCGACUCUCAGCUCGACUCGUGGACUCCCUCUGAGGAGUCGUUGCGUUCUCUGACCAAAGGGGCCCAGCAGCUAAUCCACAAGAACCUGGCCUGGGAGCCUUUAGAAGUGGCCCCAUCCGUGGCGCUGGAGGCCUUCGCUCACAGCAGGUGUAAACAGGAAGAGGUGGAGCAGAAAGCCUCACAAAACCCCAAAGGCAGAGUGAUGCUCUACAGGUGUGGAGACCACGUUCUGCUGAGUGGGGGCCCCCUGGUGGCCAGGACAGGCCUGUGCUUCCAGUACGAGGUGACGGCCCUCCACAGCCUGGGAGAGGGACCCUGGGGCCUCCGUCGUAGAGCCCAGGGCCUCUCGCUGCCUCUGCAGCUGCAGGCUCACCACACAGUCUGGAGGAAGCUGAGGCAACGAGCAGAGAAACUGGUGGACGUACCCGAACCUAAAGAAGAAGUGACCCCGUCUUCUCCUCCUGACUCCGACCGGCCCCCACCCUCUGUGUAACCUCCCACACACCGUUAUUAUAUCACAUCCGAUUGUAUCAUUAGUUUAACGUACAAAAAAAAAAUAAAUGUCUCUGUGUCUCAUCCACUGUUCUUCUUAAAUUGCGUAGACAACCGAAGCAGCGUGUGCGUGUACAUUGGCCGAAGGUGCAGCUGUUGUGUCUGUCGCUCGUCAAACAGGUGGCCCUCAGUCAUGUGAGUGUGUGUGAGAAAGCGAUUCGAUUUGUUUUUCCCUGGAUUCCAUUCACUUUGACACGUUAGACACGGCGCUGACGCUAACAAACACGGACGAUUACCGCUUAACAAUCCUCUGACAUCUGAGCGCCUUGUGUGUGCAACAAACAUAAUUGUGGAUCGCCAUUAACAUGUUUUUGCUGUAAACUCCAUCGCGGCCCCUGCGCAGCUGUUCCUCCCACUCCUGCUCCCCCACCCCCAACACACAGAGAGAGUUGAGAUGUUUGAACUGCUGCCUGAAUUUUUCACUGCUGUACUUUGGCAACAACAAACCUGAAUGUUAUGUCUGAAGAUUUGUUUUGCCCACGACAGUAUAGUGUUGUAUAUGUAUAUUAAAAAGUAUAAAGUUG
Messenger RNA from Mugil cephalus (flathead mullet), 1735 nucleotides. It is a transcript of the gene mrpl39, whose product is annotated as mitochondrial ribosomal protein L39. Bases 142 to 1152 code for a protein of 336 amino acids. The transcript is spliced from 9 exons. NCBI's taxonomy places the organism in Eukaryota, Metazoa, Chordata, Actinopteri, Mugiliformes, Mugilidae. Gene Ontology annotation, molecular function: RNA binding; nucleotide binding. The record is from RefSeq and is a predicted model, not a curated record. Gene Ontology annotation, cellular component: mitochondrion.